CAGCUAAGAGGUCAUGAUUAUCCUUAAGUUUAUUCAAUGAAUUCUCCAAACAUUGAAAUCAUCUCGGAUUGCUUCGUGAAGCCCAAAUUCAUCUCUGAAGAACCAAAGAAACCCAUUUACUUCUCUCCAUGGGAUCUCAUCAUGAUUUCUUUGAAUUACAUUCAAAAGGGUCUCCUUUUCCGGUUACCAGAAAAUCAAGAUUUCUCCAUUACCACCUUCUUGGAUGACCUCAAACACUCUCUUUCCGCCACCCUUACUCAUUUCCACCCGCUCGCUGCCCGUUUAGCCACCGUCAAACACGAAAACCCGCCUUCUUUAACCGUCUUUCUGAACCCUGAGAAUAGCCCCGGAGCUAGAUUUAUCCAUUCGUCUGUUAAUUUAACCGUGGCGGAUAUCCUUAAACCCACGGACGUGCCGUUGGUUGUUCAGACGUUUUUCGAUCAUCACCAAGCUGUCAAUAACGACGGUCACGAGCUCUCGUUGUUGUCCGUAAAAGUGACAGAACUUGUAGACGGUAUCUUUAUAGGAUGCUCCGUCAACCACAUGUUAGUUGAUGGAACCUCGUAUUGGCAUUUCAUCAACUCCUGGUCGGAAAAUUUCAAUUCCAAAAGUCAAAACAUCUCACGUCCACCGAUUCUGGACAGGUGGAUUCCGGUAGGAUCCGACCCGGUUGUUAGCCUACCGUUUACCCAUGAAGACCAAUUCAUUGAUAGAUCGGACUACCCAUUGUUAAGGGAAAGAAUCUUCCGGUUCUCGUCGGAUGCACUCUCUAAACUCAAAGCAAAAGUGAAUUCCGAGUGUGGUACGACAAAGAUUUCCACUUUACAAUCGCUCUCCUCCCUUUUGUGGAGGUGCGUGACGCGCGCCCGGCGGAUUCCUGCUGAUCAAAAAACCAGUUUUAAGAUGGCAGUGAACAACAGAAGAAGACUAUCCCCACCUCUGCCUGAAAAUUACUUUGGUAAUAUGAUACAGACGGUGAGGGCAAUAACAACGGUAGGGGAGUUGCUUGAUCAUGGUGUAGGGUGGGCCGCAUUACGGUUGCAUGAAGCAGUGGUGAGUCAUGGUGAUAAAGAAAUAAAGCAAUUUAUGGAUGUGUGGGUUAAGAGUCCGUUUGUGUCGAAAUUGGGGGUCCAUUUUGAUAGAAAUGGUGUACUUGCGGGGAGCUCGCCAAGAUUUGACAUGUAUGGAAAUGAAUUUGGAUUGGGGAAACCAUUAGCGGUUUUGAGUGGGUAUGCUAAUAAGUUUGACGGGAUGGUGACGUUUUAUCCUGGAAGGGAGGGUGGAGGAAGCAUAGAUCUGGGAAUUUGUCUACUUCCGGUAAAUAUGGUGGCUUUUGAAUCUGAUGAAGAAUUCAUGAGUGUUGUUAACUAAGAAUUCCUAAAUUAAAUGUAUUGCUUUAAAUUUCUUUACAUAAGGCCAUGGAUGUACUCUAGUAUUUGGGUUGUUAACGUUAACAUGGCAUGUUAACUAAGAUUGUAAACCACUCCCUCGUUGUGUUAAGGGGCAUUAAAUGGGUUGUAUGUUAACAUGUUAACUGGGUGUUAAGAGAUUAAACCAUUUCCUUUUA
This is a messenger RNA of Helianthus annuus (common sunflower), 1567 nucleotides long. RefSeq lists its product as uncharacterized. The record is from RefSeq and is a predicted model, not a curated record. NCBI's taxonomy places the organism in Eukaryota, Viridiplantae, Streptophyta, Magnoliopsida, Asterales, Asteraceae. The transcript is spliced from 2 exons. Bases 37 to 1371 code for a protein of 444 amino acids.